This is a messenger RNA of Trachemys scripta elegans, 641 nucleotides long. It is a transcript of the gene SPMAP1, whose product is annotated as chromosome 23 C17orf98 homolog. Bases 65 to 529 code for a protein of 154 amino acids. The transcript is spliced from 3 exons. NCBI's taxonomy places the organism in Eukaryota, Metazoa, Chordata, Testudines, Emydidae. The record is from RefSeq and is a predicted model, not a curated record.
GGGCCGGGGGCUCACAAGGAGCCGGGGCUGGCGCCGGGGCGGGGGGGUCCUGUCUUUGCUCGCCAUGGCUUGUCUCAGCAGGCGGUGUCUGCAGCGGCAGAAGGGCUUUAUCCUGGACGGGGUGGCCGUGGACACGCUGGCCGGCAGCGCCGCGCACAUCCCGCCCAAGCUGUGGUCCGCCUUGCCCCCGUACAACGCCCAGCUGGACGGCCACGCCGCCAGCUACUUCGCGGCCCCCGCGGUCAAGUCCCUGCUGAAGAACACAGAGCAGCACCGAGGUGGUACAUCCAGGGAUGGUUGGAUAGUGGAUUAUUUCCACAUCUAUGGGCCAGAGCAGAGGUACCUGAACAGGAGGAACUGGGCAGGUGCAGGCCACUCUUCUGAGCAGGUGGGCGGCCACUACAGCUUCCUGGCAGACGUGAAACCCAUGAAGGGUUACAACGGGCGCUUCGGCUAUCGUCGCAACACCCCGGACCUGCGUGUGAAUUCGUCCUGCUUCGGCGAAGUCAGUGUGUUCCCGCUCCACUGAUGCCGAACGAGCGGCUUCUCGUAUACCCCCGAUGCCAGCCCCUCCGGGUGCCAUGGAGACCUGGAGACCCUGAUUAGGAGUAAGAAACGGGAGCUACAAUAAAAUAUUUGUU